GAACCAAUAUUGUGUCUCCUCUUGGACUCCAAUGCAGGACAGGCCUCCCUUCUCGGUGCAAUAGAAAGCAGGUGCCGACACCUAGGGAGCACGUGAGGAGAGCCACCGUUUCCCACCGGUUGAGCUGAGGAACCGAGAAACUUUUCGAGGCAGUAGGUAGUAGGAUCGCUUCAUGAUCCUCGGACCAGCCCUCUCCAUAAAAUUCGCCGAGCUGGGUGGAGACCUUAGAGAAUGUUGCCUCUCGGUUCCAAAAGCUUAGCUGACCAUGAGAUGAAAGUGCUGUAUCGUGCCUGGGAAGGACAGCUUUUCGUUCAGAAUCGGCGAGUGUGUGACAUCGUCCUUCGAUCCCCCUUUCGGGCUUCGAUCCCGGCUCAGUUGCCAGCCAAGCUAGAAUUCAAGUAUAUCGUGCAGAUAUCAGAAUUGCGGAAAAAACUGCCGGAAGCUGCAUUUAAAAUAAACAGUUAUUCCAGUGAUGAAGUCUGUUGUCAGCAGUUGUUGUUUCGUUUAUAUCAAGUGGAAAUAUUAGAUGAGAGUGAACUGAAAGAUCAGCUCAUUGGGAGCAUGAAAGAGAAAAACCUGGCCCUUGUCAAAUAUUUAAAUGACCGCGGAAUCCUCCUCUUCCUCACCUCGUCCGUCUUGGCGAGCGAGAAAGACGCCGAAGCGAACGACUUGGGGUCCCUUCUAGCUUUAUUUUUAUUUCCAUCCCCGGAGCUCAAACAUUUAACAGCCACAGAUUGGAAACACGAUGAGGGGAGCAGCGAGGCCCCCCAGCAGCUCCCCCUGAUCCUUCCCCUCCUGCACCAGGCAUUGGCCAGAGCCGCGAAAAAUCCGAAUCCCAAGCAAUCCCCUUCCAGCGCUUUGGUCAAACGGCACAUGGAGGAAUUAGCAACUCUCAAUCAGAGUUCAGCGCCCAACUGCGAUAGCGCGUCCGGCCCACCCUCGGCUCCCAAACCUCCCCCUGAGAUCCCUAAGGGGGACCCCGUGGACGAGACGCGCUCCCCGCCCUCCUUUUCCAACUUGGCCUUUUAUCUCUCGGACCCCGAAAGUUACGCGCUGGAGGUCUCCUCCGCCGUGGCCUGUUUGAUGGGCUGCCCUCGGGUGUCUGACGGGGGCGUGGGUUUAAAUUCGGACCCGUCGCCAUCGGAGGGACCCGGCCAAGCUGUCGGAAAGGGCAAGGAGGCUCCCUUUGACGGACACGGGCCGAGCCGAGCCGCCGCCGCGUCGAAAAGCAGCCCAGCCGGAGAGCGAUCCUUGCAGUGGACAAAAAGGAAAUCCAGCCGGAUCCUCGGGGCCACUUCGAAGAAGAAAUGGUCGCCGUUGAAGAUGUACUGCCUCCUGGAGAGUAGCAAGAAGAAGACGAAGGGGAAGGAGAAAAGGAAGAAGAAGAAGAAAAAGAAGAAGAAGAAGAAGAAAUUGCCCAAGGAAGCCAUGACCCUCAAUAACCCCUUGGCUAAUGAUCCCGGAUCCCCACCCGAUCCUAAAAAGGCUACCCUCAAAUUAAAAAAUAUCCAGAAUCCACUGAGAAGGAAGCGGGGGGCCGAAGUUUUGUCCGCAGAAUUCAUUCAAGGACCGAGGAGUGCGUCGCUUGAGGGAGCCACGGGGUCUUCGGCAGGCCUUGCCACGGAGGAAAAGAAACCCCGGCUGAACGUGGCCAUGAAAGUGACGGAGGUGGACAAAAUGGACGCCAAAGAACCAACUCCAAGGAAAAACCUCCACAUCGUUUCUUCCGAAAAGCAAUGGACCGAGGCUGCCUCCGUAGAAAAGGACGCGGCUGCCCUGGACGCCCACCAGAUGCCCACUGGAAGGGAAGAGUGCGAUUCCCAUGCAUUGAACUUGUUGGCUGAUUUAGCCCUGAGCUCCUGUAACUCUCCCUUGGAUGGGAACAGUCGAAGAGAUUUCGGGCGUUUCCGUCUGUCCCGGGAACAUCGUCUCCCCCGCGGGAAAUUUUUGCACAAAUCAUUGGAUCACGAAUAUCACAGGGCUACCAAGAAACGGAAAGGCGCUUUCCUGCCGGGACAGAUGUCCCGAUCAUCCCUUUGGCCCGCCAAAGAAACCGGCCGGGAUAAGGACUGGCCUUUGAACACGAAGGACCGAAGCACCCUCAAUCCCGCCAAAAAGAAAAAGGCGAGGACCAGCUUCGUCAAAAGUCCUCCAGCACUUCCGAACGAGACCGGGGAUCCGUUGGACUCGAGUGUCAUGAUUUCUUUAGAGCACUCGUACGCCACUCCCAUCUCCGAGACUUCCACACAGGGGACGCCGCAUUCUCCGGACUCGAGGAACGGGGUGAAUCAGGAUAAGCCGGGUCCAUUGGUUGGAAAACUGCUUCCUUUCCAGCCCCAGGAGAAUUUGGGCAAACCGGUUUCGAACCAUUUACCUCCCGCUCGCUCCACCGUCUUGGCCACCCGGCUGAGGGAGGAUUUCUCCACCAGUCACCAAGUGACCUCGUGCGACAAAACAGUCCAAGUCACGUUCCAGUGGGAGGCGGAAUACGUCUUCAACUUGGACAGCAAAUAUACGAAUAAUUCCUUAGAAAAAACCAUCAUCCGGGCGGUACAUGGGCCCUGGGACGAAAGCCUCUCGGAUGACAUGGAAGAAAUGAGACUGAUCCUCCAUGUGUGGAUGGCGCUGUUUUAUAGCAAACCGAUCAAAGCGCUGACGGUACGAAAAGUAGUGGAGCACAGCAACCCGGCCAAAUACGUCUCCCUGAACAGUCUGGUGGACCCCUUGGAACCCAUGGACGAUGGGGGUGGACCUUACAUGUUGGAGAAACGUCCCAAAGCCCUCCAGAUCCCUGCCGAAGGAGGGCAAGAUGGCUCGGUUUCUCCUUCCGAGAAGAUACUCCCGGGGAACGAACUGUCCUCCGCCGACUCCUUAGAGGAUGAGAGUCCUGAGACAAAGCCCGAAGAAGCCAAGGAUCUGCCUGAGAAGGAAGGACCGUCUCGUCCUCCUCUAAAGUCUGUUGAUGAGGGGGUCAAUGCGGAGCCCAAAGAACAAACCUCACUUCACCCUGUGCUUCCUGUUGAAAACCCGCCUGGGGUCGACGACCGUGUGAUCCCUCAAACCAAGACAGACAGAAGUCAAGAGACUAAGUUAGUUGGAAUUUCCCAAAAUGACGCGUCUCCGCUUACGGGACCUGCGGAGGAGGGUUCCAGAAACGAACAGCCCAUCAUCGCCAGCAUUGACGUUGCCGUUUCGGCAGCGCAUCGGGAAACUGAUGCGGGGUCUUCAGAAGAAGUGAAGGACAACCCGCCUGAUGGGAGUUCCAACCCAGGAAUGUCGAAAGCAGCAGAGUUCAAAGCAGGUGUGACGUCUUGGGAACCCGCGAAUCCAGGAAGCGAAGUGGACAACCAGCCUAGACUCCGUAUAGAUGAGCAAGAUGGAGAAAGUGUGGACUUGAGAUCCGUGGAUCUCAUGCUCUCCAAAAGCAGCGAUACUGACCUGGAAAUCCAAGAUAUGGAUCUGGAUUCAGAGGACGAGGAAGAUCCUGGGAAGAGCGGUGUGGAAGGAAGGGAAGAAACAGAUGGUAUGCGUGAUGAUGAUAUGUCAUCCAGACGUGGUAGUCUCCCGUCUAAGGCAUCCUCCCCAGUUGUCUUGUCUGGGCAUCGGACAGAAUUCCCAGGUGUCCAAGAAGCUGCAGUAGGACCAUCCUCAAGUUCUGUAUCACCAAACCAAAUGGAGUUGUUAGACAAGGUCCCUCAACAGCAGAUCUCGUUCCAUCCAGUGACUGUUGAGGAAAAGAUGGUUGGAUCAACCUCAAGUUCUCUAUCACCAAACCAAAUGGAGUUGAUAGACAAGAUCCCUCAGCAGCAGAUCUCGUUCCAUCCAGUGACUGUUGAGGAAAAGAUGGUGGGAUCAACCUCAAGUUCUGUAUCUCCAACCCAAAUGGAGUUGGUCCCUCAGCAGCAGAUCUCGUUCCAUCCAGUGACUGUUGAGGAGAAGAUGGUUGGAUCAACCUCAAGUUCUGUAUCUCCAACCCAGAUGGAGUUGAUGGUCCCUCAGCAGGAGAUCUCAUUCCAUCCAAUGACUGUUGAUGAAAAGAUGGUGCGGUCAGCCACAGAUCCCACGUCUCCAAAACAAACUGACUCAGUGGAGAACUCACCCGAGGAAGUAAUCUUAGCUGAUUCAGCUUCCACCGAAGCUUCUGGAGACUUCCCAAACGAUCGAGCAACAACUCCAGAUGGAUCCUUACAAAGUCAACAAGAACCAGUGGGAAGUCCUAGGGUUCCUACGCAAAUUGACGUGGUUGACCUUUCCUCAGUUUCCCAAGAAGGCAGUGGGAUCCGUUUGCCCUGUCCACCUUCGUGGCAGGCUAGUCCCGUCCAUCAACGGGCUUCUGAUGAAGAACCACCAAGGAUCCAAGAAGACCGUCCUGAAAACCCCCUGUAUCGCAUCUUUGAAAAUCCACUGGGUUUGAUUGAAGAUAUUUCUCAGGACAGUACAGACUUGGCUGGUCCAGCUGUGUUGCACCUUUGUGAACCAAAUGACAACUCAUGUGUGAACUUGGUACCAAACAGUAUAUCAACUCGGCAGGAAUUGGUGGAAAACCAAGACAGCUCUGUUGUGUUCGCUCAACAUCUUCCCCUCACCAAAGAAAUGGAUCUGGUUGAAAGUCCUGAAGGAGACCAUCCAGCUAGUCCUUUCCAUCAGGAAAUUUCGAAUGAAUCUGCAACAUCGCAAGACGCUUCCAGUGCCAAUCUGGAUUUGCUUGAGGAUUCUUCCAUUCCCCAAGAAAAGGACAUCGUUCACCCAACAGACAAUGUUUUGAGGCGAGUUAAUGAACGUCUUGCAGAGUCCGAUUUAGGAACUCAAGAGGAACAGACAAUUGGUCAAGGAGAAAAGAUCCUGGUAGAUUCCCAGCCCGCAAAAGAAUACCCGAGCUUGGAGUCGCACGAUACGGAAUCUGAGACGUCCAUCAAGAGUGAAACGUGUUUGGAACAAGAGAAUAUCAGAGAUUCUUCUGCAAGAGAAGAAGAAGCAGUGCCAGAUGACGGCGUUGAAAAACCAACCAUUACCACGACCGCUGUAGCUGAAGAGGUCCACAUUUUGAUGAACGGAUUGGUGGAUACGGUGUGUGCCAUGGUAGCUCAGAGUGAAGAAAUGAGGGCUCCAAAGAGCUUAGAUUGGAUUGAUUCAGCCAUGCUGGAGUGUGUGACACCUCCUGUGAGCGAUGAUGAAGGUUGCCCAACUGACCAGCAUUCCCCUGCGGACGUGAAAUGGGCUGAGGAACGUUUAGAAGAGACUUCCAACUUUGAUGACCAAGAAGAAGACUUACAAGCCAGGGUAGAAGGACGAGGAGAGUUGUGUUCCUCAUCAAAUGAGAACACAACGUCUGAUCCAGGCGAUGUUUCUGAAAAAGCAGAACCUCAAGGAAAUGAUGCUACCUCAGCUACCACGGGGAUCAUCUCAAGUUGUGGCACAAGUCAAGCAGAGCUGGACACAACCAGCCCCCAAAGCACAUGUUCAUGGCUCGAAACCACUGAGUCGCCAGAUGACUACAGUGCAAAGGUGGAUGACUACAAUGUGUCCACUUUGGAGAAAGUUGGGCAGACAGAGACUAGUCCAGAAGAAUCUGUUUGCAACAGGGAAGACUGUUCUAGAGGAGAAGAUGUGGGGAACUCAUCCUUUAUCCCAACAAAAUGUCAGGAGGACUCUUUGGCAGAAGAACCGGGUCCUUUGGUUGACCGAGAUUCCAGCGAAGCUCCAGAGGAUCAUGAAGAAGAGGCCCAAGAAGAAGCAAAGGGGUGUCUGGGGAGUCUUGAAGACCUUCUACCUGAUGAAAGGACAGAGAGGCCCACCAGUUCUUCAGGCACGGACACAGACUGGGAAGAUGAAUCUCUGGCAGUGGACAGUGGCCAAGAUCCCUGCGUAGAUUGGUACCCCGCGAGAAAAUUUGAGAGUUUGUAUCGACCGAGGUUCAAGGCCUCCCCAAGGACUGAAUCCGAAUUAACUCGUUCAGCUGCUAGGAAUGAGAUUUGUAAAGAUAAGGAUUGGGUGUCCUCAGAAGCGAGCCAGAAGGCGUCAGAUGCCGUAUCCAAGAAACACAACGUUCCUUUCGGUUUCAAAAAAGACGUCUCAAUAUCGCUGUCUCGUGACAUGGACCGUAAACCCAAGCCCUUCAAGGAUUAUAUCAAUUUCUCCGUCACCAAAAAGCAUAAGGAGAAAAACAGGACUUUCCAUGCAUUCUCCAAAGAGCACAACCCUUUCUCCAGGGAUUUGGGAUCAAUCAACUCCUGGAGCAGGAACUGGGGUUUUCUGAGUGACCCGGUUCAGAACAUUUUAGACGUGGAAUCCCUGCAGUUCCAUUGCAGGAUCCAAGAGCUCCUGAAGAGAUCACAACGUUCUACCUCCCGUGUUCUUCCCACCAAGAUGGUCCCGCCUCAAAGGAUAGCAGAAGGAUUGCUGCCCCACGAGAAAAUGGUCUCGGAAGGGACAACUGCUAGGUUUCCCACCAGGAGCAAAAGUCCACUACUGGUUACCGUUGUCAACCCAAGUCCGAGAACUGGGGGCCGAUACCAUGACGUCUGUGGACCGUUUCCAGCCAGCCCAGAUCCCUUUGUCCCACCCGCUGCGCCGAGGACUCAAGGUGAACUCGAUCCGAAGUAUCCCUUCCCUUCUUCGCAUCUCCAGAAACUAACCUACCAUAAGCUGAACAGUUUUUCCCGGGAUAUCUCGUCUGUUCUCGAAGAAUUUGCCGAAUUCAGCAGGGCAAUGAAUUUGGAGAGAGCGCGGACAUACAACCUGGAGAGAGACCCCACUGCUACCUCAGGAAAGGCGGGCGAGAUACAGUACCCACUUCGACCUCCCACGCCGCUGGUCUACGAGGACCUUCUCGCCAACCUGCGCGAUACCCUACAUUUCCAGCUGAAAAACGUGGCUCAGGAAGCUUGCCGAAAACCCUUCUCGUUCUACUUGAUGGAAACGGAGGACGACCCGUUUUUCGGGAGAAUAAAGAAUUUGCUGAAGAAAGACGGCCAUUCCGAAGUGGACCUCCUGCAGUUCUGCAAAGGAAGCCGCCUGGAAAGGGAGAACUUAUUGGUCAUCAUUCGAAACGAGGACAUUUCCUUCCAUAUCCACAAAGUCCCUGCGCUGCUGCGUCUCAAACGCUGCCCCAACGUGACUUUUGCCGGGGUGGACAGCCCCGAGGACGCCCUGGACCACACCUACCAGGAGCUCUUCCAGAGCGGAGGCUUUGUGGUGUCCGAUGACAAAGUCCUCGAAGGGAUGACCGUGGGGGAGCUGAAAGACGUCAUCAAAACUCUGGAGAAACUCAACAGUCACGGGAGAUGGAAGUGGCUCCUUCACUACCGAGAAUCCAAGAAGCUGAAGGAGGCUGCCAAGGGAGAUCUGUCCGCGCACACCAAGGAAUCGGUCCUGAAAUCCUGCCAGGUGGCCAACAUGACGGAAGUCCUGCACUAUCACAAGUGCGACUCCUGGUCCUGCACGAGAUUCGAGCGCUUCAACUGCCUGUUGAACUUGCAAAUUCAACACAUCACCAAGAGGUUCGGUGUCUUUCUCACAGAAAACGCCAACACCAGCAGGGAAGCCUUGGAAGACAAAGGCAUUUUCGGCCUGAACAUCACCGAGUUCAUCACCACCGCGCAAGACAUGGUGGCGCCAUUCGGAAGUGGCUUCUGGUAACCAGGAUCAACCGCCUUCUGCCUUCUUGCAACCCGACGGGGAUCGCAACGCCAAACCCGACUUGUCUGCUGUCCAUUAUUCCUGGACAUUCCCGGAAGACACCAGACUCUUGUGCCACACACUCUUUAUUAAGCCGCCGCGACGCUCGUUCGAGGUCAAGCAGACU
Pseudonaja textilis is the source of this 7804-nucleotide messenger RNA. NCBI's taxonomy places the organism in Eukaryota, Metazoa, Chordata, Lepidosauria, Squamata, Elapidae. The record is from RefSeq and is a predicted model, not a curated record.